Molecule: messenger RNA, 1098 nt
Organism: Gloeophyllum trabeum ATCC 11539
Lineage: Eukaryota; Fungi; Basidiomycota; Agaricomycetes; Gloeophyllales; Gloeophyllaceae
Product: histone acetyltransferase GCN5
Exons: 5
Coding region: 1-1098 (365 amino acids)
Biological process (GO): positive regulation of transcription by RNA polymerase II; chromatin remodeling
Cellular component (GO): histone acetyltransferase complex
Molecular function (GO): protein binding; histone H3 acetyltransferase activity
Source: RefSeq, a predicted model, not a curated record
AUGGGCCGGUUCAAGCCACCGACCAAGGCCGAGAAGGUCGCGCACGUCGAGCUGCGCAAGGGUGUGAUCAGGAUCGAGCCCGUCGAGAAUGACGGGUCGCCCCGCUCGUGGAUUGUCCUCACGCAACUGAAGACGCUGUUUCAGAAGCAACUGCCCAAGAUGCCGCGAGAGUACAUCGCGCGGCUGGUUUAUGACAGUAACUCGCGCUGCAUGGCCAUCCUGAAGCGAGGGCUGAAGGUCGUCGGUGGCAUCUGCUUCCGCCCGUUCCCUCACCGCGGGUUUGCAGAGAUCGUGUUCUUUGCCACCAACUCCGUCGACCAAGUCAAGGGCUACGGCGGCAUGCUCAUGGACCACUUCAAGGCGCACAUCCGGCGGACGUACCCCGACAUGAUGCACUUCCUCACCUACGCGGACAACUUCGCCGUGGGCUACUUCAAGAAACAGGGCUUCUCGAAGGAGAUCACGCUGCCGCGCUCGGUGUGGGCGGGGUACAUCAAGGACUACGAGGGCGGGACGAUCAUGCAGUGCACGAUGCUCCGCAAGGUGGAUUACCUGCGCACGAGGGAGAUCAUCGGGCAGCAGCGCGAGGCGAUCCUCGAGAAGAUACGCGAGAAGAGCAGGAGCCAUGUCGUGUACCCUGGCCUCUUUCAGAAUGGGGAGACGGGGCCGCUGGAUCCUAAGGAUGUCCCAGGGCUGAGAGAGAGUGGGUGGACAGCUGACAUGGUCUCCACGAGGGGUAUUGCGUGGUCCAAGAGCACCGAGCACAACAUCAUGCGCAAACUCCUGUCUGAUUUACAAGCCCAUCCCGUCUCGUGGGCGUACUUGCAGCCAGUGGACCUCGAAGUGGUCACCGACUACUUGGACUACGUCUCGACGCCGAUGGGCAAGUACCUUCUUCUCCACUUUGCCACGAUUGAGGGAAAGCUCAACACCAAUGCGUACCCAAACCUCGACGCGCUCGUGGCGGAUGCGCAGCUCGUGUUCGACAACGCGAAGACGUACAACCCUCCCGAUUCGCCGUUCCAUAAGAAUGCGAAGCAGAUGGAGAAGUACAUGAGGGACUGGCUGGUGGAACGGGUGAAGAAGGAAGAGUCAUGA